CACGCGGUAUGAUCUUAAGUUCGAGGUAUAACUGAAGAACCUACUUGCUCAAUUAUUUUCUUUCACAUGGAAUGGAAUGAAGGACCUUGAAUGUUUCUGAUGGUCUCGGAAUAUGUAUUGAAUUGAGAUUAAGAAACUUGACACAUCAAACUAUUCCACUACAAGGAUGAGCAGUAAAAGUAGUUGAUUGCCUUUCACCAUGUCGUCAUCAGAGAAACAUGUGACUGAACAUCUGUACAAGGUGCUAGUUAUUGGAGAGUUUGGAGUUGGUAAGACAUCGAUCAUUAGAAGAUACACAGAAGAUAAGUUUUCACCAAACUACAAGCUUACGAUUGGUGUUGACUUUGCUUUGAAACCCAUCGACUGGGACAAUACGAGACGAGUCAACCUACAGCUAUGGGAUAUCGCCGGCCAUGAAAGAUUCGGUCACAUGACCAGAGUGUACUAUAAAUAUGCGAUUGCUGCAGUUAUAGUCUUUGACUUAUCAAGACCAGCAACAUUUGACUCAGUACUUAAGUGGUACUCGGAUGUGAACCAGAAGGUGAUGCUUGCCAAUGAACAGCCAGUACCAGUCCUCCUAAUAGCCAAUAAGUGUGAUCUUGAAGACACAGUGCUAGAUGCUAAUAUGCUAGAGGAAUUUUGCCAUAAACACAACUUCAUCGGUUGGUUUGCCACGUCAGCAAAAGACAAUGUCAACAUCGAGGAAGCCAUGAGGUUUCUUGUUCAGAACAUCCUGGAGUUGACGACAGACGCAGCCAAACCCAACGAGCACAUCUCACUCCACCAGGACAAGGACUACUUCGAGACAAUCGACGAAGAGGAGGACAACCUGAGCCUGGCUGAGGAGAAGAGCAGAAGGAAAUGCUGCCCUCAAUGAGCAUCAACUCAUUUCAGGAGAUACGAAAUCAUCAACGUGGUUACUUUUAAUGAAUGGGAGGUUUGCGGUAACACCAUGUGAAUGAUAUCUCUCAGUGAGUUGUCUGGUUUCUGAGAAGAUUCAGUUGGUUUAACUCGACGUUUCAAACAGUAUGCUCUGCUCAUCUUCAGGUGACUGCCGUGCUCUAGCUGGUGUAGUAGUUCACCAUGGUAACUUUACUUGUUUUAAGCCGUGUCCACAUUGGACUUCUUUUGGUUAAGCUUACCCAGACGAUGGGUACUUUUGCCAUUUAAGUCCAGUGCAAACAGCCCAGAAAAAGUUUCUCUUGUGGUUACUUUUCUCAAGUCCAGUGGUUACUUUUACCUGCAGACAUUUUUACCCCGGAAAAGUGACCUGAUCAAUUUUCCUGGUCAAUUUUCCAUUUUCCGGACACUGCAAGUCAAAGGAAAGCUGUACAUUGUUAACAUGAUUAAGGAAAAAAAAAUAGGACGACCGAUCAUGUGGACACAUGUUUUAUGCCCAACUCGGUUACUUUAGCCAAGGUCUCGGUAAAAUUAUCCCAAGUCAGAAGUCCAAGUGCGGACACUGGUAAAUGUUACCCAUUAGGUUUUUAACCAGUCGUCUCAGUAAAAUCUUUUUAAAAAUUAGUCCAAUAGGAACAAGGCUCUAUUCAUUGUCGGAAAAAGAAAAAAAAAUCAGACAUCAAGCGUUUUCAAACUUUUUAAAUUUUAAACAGUGUUGAGGGCAGUAUAUCAGUUGGGCAGUAUUUUGCAAGCAGGUCAGCAUGCAACUGUUGUCUUUCACAUUAUUUUAUCAAUAGUGUGCCUGAAAUGUUAACCACUUAUUCUUGUAUUGUUUUCUCUAAGAUAAUGAAGAACUUGAGAAGAAGAAAAAAUUGUUCCUGUUCAAUGUAUCUGUAAAUUAUAUAAAAGGAAUAUUUAUAAUAAAUGUUUUGUUUGUUUUGUAUUUUAAAGCUUAUCUUUCAGCAUUCACAAGCAUAAAUGCAAUCAUUUUAUGAUCGUUUAAGCUAGUAAUUUUUUAAAAAUAAUUAGAUUUGGUAUUUCCUGCUGCGUAAUGUGCACAUCUAGAUAAGUGAAUUGGAGCUGUGCGAUAGAUGCACCAGUGGACACAUUUGGACUCCGUGCACGAACUGAAGACGGGGGCAUUGUGACCACUUUCAAAAACCCCUUGGGAGGGACACGUGUGUUGGAUUAUGCCCAUUAUGGCACUUCGUAAGAGCAGCUCAUUUCGUUCCAGAUGUGCUCAAAUCAUAGCGUCUUCACGUGAACAUUAGGCGCCAUCAGCAAUGCAGUCGAAUGCCCCUGCCGGUGGUCCCCCCAACUCUCCCUUUGUAACCGUUGAGGAGGUACUUGUGCACGGAGUCCAGACAGGGCGAGUAAAAAAAA
Patiria miniata (bat star) is the source of this 2283-nucleotide messenger RNA. Its product is annotated as ras-related protein Rab-32B-like. Lineage: Eukaryota; Metazoa; Echinodermata; Asteroidea; Valvatida; Asterinidae. Gene Ontology annotation, molecular function: GTPase activity; GTP binding. The record is from RefSeq and is a predicted model, not a curated record. Gene Ontology annotation, biological process: endosome to lysosome transport; phagosome-lysosome fusion. The coding region runs from base 200 to 877 and encodes 225 amino acids. Gene Ontology annotation, cellular component: trans-Golgi network; Golgi apparatus; lysosome. The transcript has 10 exons.